Molecule: messenger RNA, 2328 nt
Organism: Hyla sarda
Lineage: Eukaryota; Metazoa; Chordata; Amphibia; Anura; Hylidae
Gene: HAL
Product: histidine ammonia-lyase
Exons: 21
Coding region: 168-2168 (666 amino acids)
Biological process (GO): L-histidine catabolic process
Cellular component (GO): cytoplasm
Molecular function (GO): histidine ammonia-lyase activity
Source: RefSeq, a predicted model, not a curated record
CUCUGCCGCCUCCUUCCUUCUUGCUCACUACCCUGUGUACCCGGGACACCUGAGGAGGGCGGAAGAAGACGCUGUAGGCGGCAUAGAAAGAGAAGGCGCAGUACACGAGCACCAGCACGUAGCAGCAGAACUUCUUACGGUCAGGCUGAGGAACUCCAUCAAGAAUUAUGCCAAGAUACACCGUGCAUGUGAGAGGAGAAUGGCUGUCUGUACCUUGUAACGAUACUUCCAAAACCAUUAGAUGCCUUGGUAAGGAAGCACUGAGGAGAUACAUCAAGAACAAGCCUGAUAAUGGAGGUUUCGUAACUUUAGAGAAUGUACAGUUUUACCUGAGGAGAUGUAAAGGCUUGGGCUUACUGGACCUGGAUGACAAACUAGAAGUUGCAUUGGAGGAUAAUGAAUUUGUGGAAGUUGUUGUGGAAGGUGAUGUGAUGUCUCCAGAUUUUAUACCAUCUCAACCAGAAGGUGUUCAUUUAUAUAGCAAAUAUAAAGAACCUGAAAAGUAUAUUGAAAUGGAUGGAGACAGUCUGACAACAGAAGAUUUGCUUAACCUAGGAAAAGGACUCUAUAAAAUAAAGCUUACCCCAGAGGCCAAACAGAGAGUAAAGCAGUCCAGACUUCUCAUACAAAGCAUUGUGAAAGACCAGAAAGUGGUGUAUGGAAUUACUACAGGAUUUGGCAAGUUUGCUCGCACUGUCAUCCCGAUCAGCCAGCUUCAUGAUCUUCAAGUCAAUCUUGUGCGUUCCCAUUCAGCAGGUGUUGGAAAGCCACUAAGUCCUGACCGUACCCGUAUGCUUUUGGCUUUGAGGAUUAAUGUUUUAGCAAAAGGAUAUAGUGGUAUUUCACUUGGGACACUUCAGCAAGUGAUUGAAGCAUUCAAUGCAUGCUGCUUGCCAUACAUCCCAGAGAAAGGCACAGUUGGAGCCAGUGGAGAUCUUGCCCCUUUGUCUCAUCUUGCUUUGGGCUUAAUAGGUGAAGGAAAGAUGUGGUCCCCUAAAAGUGGCUGGGCUGAUGCUAAAUAUGUACUUGAGGCUCAUGGUUUGAAACCAGUAUCUUUGAAACCCAAAGAGGGACUUGCUCUUAUCAAUGGUACACAGAUGAUCACAUCCUUAGGCUGUGAGGCUGUGGAGAGGGCUAAUGCAAUCGCCAAGCAAGCGGACAUUAUUGCAGCUCUUACACUGGAAGUCUUAAAGGGAACUACAAGGGCCUUUGAUUCUGACAUCCAUAGACUGAGGCCUCAUCCUGGACAGGUGGAAGUAGCUUUUCGGUUUAGAUCACUUCUAGAUUCAGAUCAUCACCCUUCAGAGAUAGCUGAAAGUCACAGGUUUUGUGACCGGGUCCAAGAUGCUUACACACUUCGUUGCUGCCCACAGGUUCAUGGUGUGGUAAAUGAUACUAUUGACUUUGUUAAGAACAUCAUUUCAACAGAAAUUAACAGUGCAACAGACAACCCUAUGGUUUUUGCAGAAAGAGGAGAAACCAUUUCAGGUGGAAACUUUCAUGGUGAAUAUCCUGCAAAGGCCUUGGAUUAUCUUGCCAUUGGCGUCCAUGAACUUGCAUCAAUUAGUGAGAGGAGGAUCGAAAGACUGUGCAAUCCCUCUCUCAGUGAGCUACCAGCAUUUUUAGUCACCGAGGGGGGGUUAAAUUCGGGCUUCAUGAUCGCCCAUUGUACAGCUGCUGCCCUUGUUUCUGAAAAUAAAGUGUUGUGUCACCCGUCCUCCGUAGACUCCCUCUCCACAAGUGCUGCUACUGAAGACCAUGUAUCAAUGGGAGGCUGGGCAGCAAGGAAAGCUCUCAGAGUUAUUGAAAACGUGGAACAUGUGCUGGCUAUUGAGCUUCUUGCAGCCUGCCAAGGGAUUGAAUUUCUACGCCCUCUUAGAACCACAACUCCAUUGGAGAAAGUCUAUGACCUUGUUCGCUCUGUGGUUAGGCCUUGGAUGAAGGACCGUUUCAUGGCUCCAGACAUAGAAGCAGUUCACAGAUUACUUGUUGACCAAAAGGUUUGGCAUGUGGCAGUACCAUAUAUUGAGAAGUACAGAAUGGAACACAUUCCUGAAUCCAGACCAGUUUCCCCUACUGCUUUCUCUGUGGAUUCAAUGUCCUUUAACAGCUGCUCUUUAGCUGACCACCAUGACCAUUCAGAAGAUCAUGAAGACGAUGAAUCUUAGAGCUGUGUUAUAAAUGCCAUGAAAAGAUCAAAAGUCUGAGGUGUGGAUAAAAUAUUUGCAACAUAUAUGAAGGGCCUUAAAAUAAAAUCUUAACUCCAUGUACUGUAUUAUAACUGUGUGAUGUAAUAGCUUUUGCAAUUAUGGUAUUAAAUGAUAUUCA